Messenger RNA from Psilocybe cubensis, 675 nucleotides. RefSeq lists its product as uncharacterized. NCBI's taxonomy places the organism in Eukaryota, Fungi, Basidiomycota, Agaricomycetes, Agaricales, Agrocybaceae. The record is from RefSeq and is a predicted model, not a curated record. The transcript has 4 exons. The coding region runs from base 1 to 675 and encodes 224 amino acids.
AUGUCUGGCUCGUUCCCUUCGCCAUCGACGUCUGGAAUGUCUUUGCUUGACCCAGACCCUAUUGAUAUGCGCACUUUGCCCCCUUUACAUCCCUCCAACCUUUUUGAUGUGGAGGGUCUUGUUGUGGUCAUCACUGGAGGUGGAACAGGUAUUGGGCUCAUGAUGGCCAGAGCUUUGGAGAACAACGGCGCUUCUGUAUAUAUCGUUGGUCGUAGGUUGGAGGUUCUUGAAAGAGCGGCGGCAGAAAACAACAACUUUGAUAAAAUCUUCCCUAUUGAAGGAGAUGUCACGGACCGAGAUAGUUUGUUAAAUGUAGUAGAGGAAGUCCGGUCCCGACACGGUUACAUCGACUUGCUUAUCAACAAUGCCGGGAUUGCCAGAAACUUGUACCCACAUCCCUUACCUUCUCCCUCCGAUGAAGUUAAUGUCGGUUCUCCUCCCUCGCCUCCUGCUUCGCCUGCGCGCAGUCCGAAUGUUCCGUCUAUUAAAGCGUUUCAGAAUGCACUUUGGGAUUGUGGAUCGCCAGAGGACUUUGCAGAAACAUUCCUAACGAAUGCAAUAUUCGACGGCAACGUCUGGCCUUUCCACUUCCAGACCCUACAGCUGGGCUCUCGCGACCGCCUUACCAUACGUCUCAUGUUCUAUCGGUCUCGUCAUCCGGAUCCUUCCGACUAG